UGAUCUCCCUCCCCAUUUCCAUUGACGAUCUUCACCUCUCCUUCUAAUACUAAAUCUUAAUAAAGCAAAUAUAUGUAUGUAUAUAUAAUAUAGAUAGUGUCAUGGAGCCUAGUGAAUUCCAAUUUCACCCUUCAAACUUAUCCCCCUACCUUGCUCAGCUUAGCAUGAUUCAAGACCAAACACCCGCAUUCCCAUUCCAAAGAAUGCCCAUUCCUAAUUCUUCACAGGCUCAUAACUACUCCCAUAUUCCCCCGCAAGUCGUUCAAGACCUUGCCACCGCACAGCACUCCCCAUGCCUCAGCAACAACUCCACUUCCGACGAGUCGGAGAGCCUGAUCAACGAGAGGAGGCAGAGGCGGAUGAUAUCGAACAGGGAGUCAGCCCGGAGGUCCCGGAUGAGGAAGCAGAGGCACCUCGACGAGCUGUGGUCCCAGGUGGUCUGGCUGAGGAACGAGAACAGCCAGCUCGUGGAUAAGUUGAACCGCGCCUCGGAGAUCAACGAGAAGGUUGCCCAGGAAAAUGCCCAGCUCAAGGAGGAAACAUCGGAGCUACGGCAGAUGAUUGCAGACAUGAGAGACUGGGCUUGCUAGGCCAAUAUUGAAAGUUAGAGUGUUCGUGUGUUGCAGCUCAUGUUUUGCCCUUCAUCUUUAUUUGCAACGUUUUUGCAGGCUUCCAUUUAGCGGAAUUUCCUCAUUUUCGUGUAACAUGUUAGCCGAAUGCAUGACUUGAGCUGAGCUGCUGUAGCAUGUUGAUAUAUCUAGAGAUUUUUCUGUAUAAUAUAGGCUAAGGCCAUUGUAUAUUG
Molecule: messenger RNA, 802 nt
Organism: Punica granatum (pomegranate)
Lineage: Eukaryota; Viridiplantae; Streptophyta; Magnoliopsida; Myrtales; Lythraceae
Source: RefSeq, a predicted model, not a curated record